This is a messenger RNA of Oreochromis aureus, 2357 nucleotides long. Its product is annotated as receptor-type tyrosine-protein kinase FLT3-like. Gene Ontology annotation, molecular function: axon guidance receptor activity; cell adhesion molecule binding. The coding region runs from base 7 to 1701 and encodes 564 amino acids. Gene Ontology annotation, cellular component: cell-cell junction; neuronal cell body; axon. The record is from RefSeq and is a predicted model, not a curated record. NCBI's taxonomy places the organism in Eukaryota, Metazoa, Chordata, Actinopteri, Cichliformes, Cichlidae. The transcript is spliced from 14 exons. Gene Ontology annotation, biological process: homophilic cell-cell adhesion; synapse organization.
CUUGGGAUGAAAUUCCCAUAUAGGUGGCGCUGUUGCAGCAACAAAUUUUCCUUUCAGAAUACGAGAAUGAAAACUUGGAGGCAGAGAAACAUGAUUGCAGCUGUUCUGCUGCUGUGUGUUGUUGGAGCACUCUGCUCUGAUGACAUGGGGACGCCAGUCUGUGGAUCCAGUUAUGAGGCAGCAUGUUUGACACCAGCUGAUUAUCUGAAUCGAUCUGCUCCCAUCAACAAAGAGGUGGCUGUGGGUAAGAAACUCAUCAUCUCCCUGGAGGGCCUCUCUGGAUCUCCUGUCUGCCACUUGAUCAGAGGAGAAGACCGAGUAAUGACAGCCAGAAAUGGGAGUCAGUCCAUGGUCACAUCACCGCUUUCUGAGACAGAUUCAGGGGAGUACACUCUGACCUGUGACUCCAACAAUGCCGCCAUGUUUUCCACGACUGUGAUUCUUCAUGUAAUGAAACGUCCAACAAAACCACAGCUGAUGCUCGAUGGUGUGGACGUGCCAGAUGCUUCCCCACUUUUUAAGUGUGUCUCUGAGGGUUUCCCCAAACCCACAAUCCAAUGGUCUGGUAACAAGGAUGGAGAACAGAGUUUAAAGGAAAGUGACAGAAAGACAGAGAGCAAAAUAUUAAGCUCUGAAUAUUAUAAUACAGGAAUGAUGUGCUGUGCAACCAAUGCUGAAGGACAAGAGUGCUCCCAACUGUAUGACUACGACUUACAGAGCAGUGUAAUGAACAAAGAUGAGGCAUCUACUGUCACCCUGAGCAAAGGUCAGUCUCUGCUGCUUCGCUGCAGAGUAAACAGAUACAGUCUGAAAUCACCUGUGUGGGAGAAAGGAGGAACACAGCUCAAUGCCAGGACAUUGUCAUGUAAACCAGAGAAGGAGGAGGAGAUGUGCAUUAAAAAUGACUCACAUUACGUUGUUCGGAUGGCCUACCUGUCCAUCAGAUCAGUGAGAGAGGAGCACAGCGGCACAUACACCUGCACGAGUACAGAUAAAAACUCAAAGUCUGUUGAUGUUCAUGUCUCAGAUGAAGUUUCCCUCUCUGCACAGCUGGAUGAGACCAAGAUCAUAUCAGCUCAGGAGGCAUCCAGCACCUGCUUGCAGGCCACUGUUUCCUACCAUCCUGUUCUCCAGCACUGUUCCUGGGAGACUCCUGACAAAAAAAGGACUAAAUGUGUCAGGGACACAUGGGUAACACAGCACAGGACUGUGAAGCUUUGUGAUCCACUCAUAUCAGGAGAUUAUAAGUUACACCUGGAGGCUGGAGGACAAAAGGAAACAAAGACCAUAUCAGUGUGUGUUGUAGAUGAACCAAAGUUCAACUUCUUGUUUAAUAAGGAUGAUGGUACCAUCAACCUUGAGACUGCCAGUCUGGUGCCAGCAAACUAUACCUGGAUGGUUUGCUUGGAGCUCAAUGACAGCUGUGAAACAGACUCGUCCUGGGAUGAGGUCCCAAAUGCCUCUAAAACAGUCUCUGAAACAGACUCUAAUUUUUCCUGCAACAAGCCGAUCAAGAGCUCAGUGAGUGAAGACGUGGUGAAAGGAGACCAAUUCAGGUUUUGUCUGACAAACUCAGUUGGCUCCUGGUGCAAAACCCAUUUCAUGAUUAUCCCACCUCAGUCCUCUAUUGGUAAGCCACCCGAGUAUAACUCCUUCCUGCUGAAAGUAUGCAGUUUGCUUCUGCUUCUGGCUUGGCUGUAGCCAGUAAAGUGCUCAUGUACCUCAUCAAAGGUAAGCUCUGUUAUAAUGCUAUAACCACCAGACCUUCAGCAAUUGUCACAAUGCAUCGACCACUGUGGACAUUUCUGAGUGAUGAAACACAAAACAGGGCACUGUCACCUGCUGACUGCUGACACAUCUGACUCAGACAUUCUGGAAUCUGAAAAGAAUCUUCUGUAACCAUCAGAUACACAGUGAUCACCUAUAUAACAUUUUAUCCAUACAACAUGUCACUUGAUAAUUUAGAGUAAAAUGGACAGUCUUUAUAUUUUAUUUAAAUAUAGGAAGAGAUUUAUACUUAUAGGUAGGAUUGGAAAACGUAAUAAGCCUAUGUUUGAAACAACAGAACACAACAAAGUGUUUAAAAAAACAAAGUUUUUUUUAGUUAUAUAAGGUGUAGAUAUACCCGCUCUAGAUUUAUUCAAUGUAUAACAUUGUUACAUGGAAAUAAACUUCUUCCUUAAGUAAAACUUUUUCAGACACAUCAAGAUUUUUUUCUUGGGCUUUUUCAGUACUUGUUAAUGGAUUUUUCUUUUAGAGUGGAUUGUAUUGUGUCAUGUUGAAGUGUUAUACCUGAAGUACAAUCAGUUUUAUUCAAUAAAGAAAAAAACUUGCUGUCCAGUGUACUGACCUGAACA